AGUAGUCACUGAGCCUCUAACCAUGAAUAGAAGAAGAAGAAUGCAUAGAAAGAGUGUGAGCCAGAACAGUCCGGUCUGGAUAGAACGUGGCUAUGCACACAAGUACCAUUCAAAUUUGACUUCUGUACAGAAGCAAAUUCAGAUCAGCAUGAAGGUUAUUCGAGUUGGAUAUUACUAAAUCCCACCCCCUACUCCUCCCUUAAAAGGGAUUGAAUUUCCUUUGCUUAUGUUUCUCUGGAAGAGGAGCAGUAUACGUGUAUGCUUUUUCAGGAAGAGAGUGGGACACUUGUGUGCUCUCGGUCUGAAUGUGGAUUUACAGUUUGGUUCUAAUGCGCUCACAUCCCACAGUGCCAGGAGUACAACACCGUGUUUUCCCCCUCAAAAGGGAUUUACACACUUCAAGAAGAAGAUUGCCUUGUGUUAAAGAUACUCCAGAAUCAUGGCUUGGCUGCUUGUUAGAACUUGCUUCCCAAAAAUUGCCCCCAGAGGCAAAUUUUCAUAUAAAACCAGAACAUGGAGCAGCGGGGGGCUGACUGCAUAUAUGCCAGAAGCCACCACUUUUCCUGGACCACCAAGGGACCACCAAGGCUUGUACCAAGUGUCCGUGGAGCAAACAGAUGCAUUCUGGGGAGCACUAGCGAGAAACCGGCUUAUGUGGAUAAGUCCUUUUCAUUCUGUUAGUAACUGCAACUUACAGCAGGGAGACGUGUCCUGGUUCCUUGGAGGGAAGCUAAAUGUAGCAGUCAACUGUUUGGAUCGACAUGUCCACAAAGCUCCAAAUAAAGUGGCCCUGAUCUGGGAGAAAGAUGAGCCUGGCCAAGAGGAACGAAUUACAUACAGGGAACUGCUGGAGAUGACAUGCCGCCUUGGGAACACCUUAAAGCGACAGGGAGUGAAGAAGGGCGACCGAGUCACCAUUUACAUGCCCCCCUGUCCAAUGGCCGUGGCAAGUAUGUUGGCCUGUGCUCGGAUUGGAGCAAUACAUGCAGUGGUAUUUGCUGGAUUCAGUUCUGUUGCAUUGGCUGACAGAAUUCGAGAUGCUCAGUCAGAAACAGUGAUCACAGUAAACCAAGGCAUGCGAGGGGGCAAGGUUGUGGAACUAAAGCAGACAGUGGAUCAGGCUGUAAAAUUGUGUCCAGAUGUGAAGCGAGUUUUUGUUUCAAUGAGAACAGAUGAGAAGGUUCCCAUGUCAGGCCUGGAUAUACCACUGGAGGAGGAAAUGAUGAAGGAAGAUGUGGCUUGUGAGCCUGUUGCCUUGGAGAGUGAAGAUGCACUGUUCCUCCUCUAUACUUCAGGAAGCACUGGAAAACCCAAAGGACUGGUCCACUCUCAGGCAGGCUAUUUGCUGUUUGCUGCUAUCACACACAAGUAUGUGUUUGACUACCAUGAUGGAGACGUCUUUGGCUGUGUCGCAGACAUUGGUUGGAUCACAGGACACAGCUAUGUGGUAUAUGGACCUUUGUGUAAUGGAGGAACUACGGUCCUUUUUGAAAGUACUCCAGUGUAUCCUAAUCCAGGGCGUUACUGGGAAACUGUGGAGAGGUUAAAGGUAAAUCAAUUCUAUGGCGCGCCUACAGCUAUUCGCCUACUACUUCGAUACGGAGAUGAUUGGGUAAAGAAAUAUGACAGAUCUUCCCUCAAAAUCCUUGGGUCAGUGGGAGAACCCAUCAACACAGAAGCCUGGGAGUGGUACUUCAAUGUGGUUGGAGAUGGACGGUGCCCCGUAGUUGACACAUGGUGGCAAACUGAAACAGGAGGCAUCUGUAUUGCUCCUCGUCCUUCGAACCAUGGAGAUGAGAUCCUUCCAGCCAUGGCCAUGAGACCAUUCUUUGGCAUCAGACCUUCCCUUCUGGAUGACAAAGGAAAUGUCUUAUCACAGAACAAUGUCUCUGGAGCUCUCUGCAUUUCUCAGGCCUGGCCAGGUAUGGCAAGGAGCAUCUACAAGGACCACCAGAGGUUCCUGGAGACCUACCUGAUGCCUUAUCCAGGAUAUUUCUUCACUGGUGAUGGAGCAUAUCGGACAAGUAAAGGAUACUACCAGUUGACAGGCCGACUUGAUGAUGUCAUCAAUGUCAGCGGGCACAGGCUGGGUACUGCUGAGAUAGAAGAUGUCCUGAAUAAGCACCGGGCAGUGGCAGAGUCAGCUGUGAUUGGAUAUCCUCACAAGAUCAAAGGAGAAGGUGCCUAUGCAUUCAUCGUACUGAAGAAUGGCUCUAAUCUCUCCCAAGAGAGCCUGACCUCUGAGCUUCGGGGGCUGGUUUCAAAAGAGAUUGCAAAAUAUGCAGCACCAGAAUAUGUUCAGGUAGCUCAGCAUCUGCCAAAGACUCGUUCAGGGAAGAUUAUGCGGAGGGUUCUGAAGAAGAUUGUAGAAGACAAAGCAGAUGAACUUGGAGAUCUGACAACCCUGGAUGACCACAAGGCGGUGAAAGAGAUCAUUGAGGGUCAUAAGCAACUUCUGCAGAAAGAGCAGGGCUGGUAGCCCAAGUGCUCCAGACACCCAAAGCCAUGUCAAGCAAAGUAUUUUGCAAGAAGUGGUCUUUCUGCUCCUAUAAUCCCUUGCAGAAGGGAAAGCAAGUUUAUUCACUGUGAAUGAAGAAUUUCAAAAGCAGCCACCAAGCAGAUAUUUUCAAAGAGGGUGAGGGAGUAUAUAGGCAAUUGCUGAGAAAAAGGGGAAGAGUGUGGUGCAGACCAGCUUCAUUUCUUUUCCAAACCUCUCCCAGUUGUCAGUGUAUGUGUUCCAAGACUAAUAUAGGAGACUGAAACCAAAGUCUGCAGUGAAGAAAACUCCCAACUUUCAAUUAAAAAAUCUUCACGUUUAAACAGAUUUGCAGAAGUUUAACUACGUACUUUAUUUCAAGUUCUGGGGAAAAAACCUUCCGUGGUUAAAUGAAAAAAGGGGGAAUGAAUGGAUGGAGAGAAAAUAUAUAAAGAAUAGGAUGUUGUGCAGAAGUCUUGCCUGUUGACUACUGGAGGCCUUACAGUGACUGAUUCUGGACUUUAAAACAAUAAAGGACACACACAUUUUCA
Messenger RNA from Elgaria multicarinata webbii, 3027 nucleotides. RefSeq names its product acetyl-coenzyme A synthetase 2-like, mitochondrial. The record is from RefSeq and is a predicted model, not a curated record. Gene Ontology annotation, molecular function: AMP binding; acetyl-CoA synthetase activity. The transcript has 14 exons. Bases 440 to 2479 code for a protein of 679 amino acids. Gene Ontology annotation, cellular component: mitochondrion. Lineage: Eukaryota; Metazoa; Chordata; Lepidosauria; Squamata; Anguidae.